Molecule: messenger RNA, 1761 nt
Organism: Ceraceosorus guamensis
Lineage: Eukaryota; Fungi; Basidiomycota; Exobasidiomycetes; Ceraceosorales; Ceraceosoraceae
Exons: 8
Coding region: 115-1617 (500 amino acids)
Source: RefSeq, a predicted model, not a curated record
CCCGUCGAAGCGCCGAGAUCAUCUUGCCGAAUCAGGAAGUUGGCCGGACGGAACAAUCUCAGCGGGGGUGGGGCCUUGCACAAGCAUCCGAUCCGCCAUCACUCGCACCCAACAAUGCCGUCCAAGGUGGCUCGAAGGACUUCUUCAUGGGCUACCAGCUCGUCCGGUGGUGCGGGCGGUGCUACUGCAAGUCACAGUGCGACAGCAGCGUCGAACGGCGCACAUCGAAGAGAAUCGAGCGAUGCCAAGACAGCUUUGGUCUCUCACUUCUUUGCUGAGCUCUUGCACGAGGCGAUCGUGGACACUGCCAGCGAUGUGCAUGCUACGCUUGCUAGGCAACGGGCGAUCCGACUGAAGCAUGACAGGGGCAUCGGAGAUGGAUGCCCAGCUUGCGGAACUGCUUGUCGAGCACAUCCCGGCGUAGCUGGACACGCCAAUGGGUCUGUCCAGCAAGGCGGAAAUGCUGCUGGUCCUGAACCAAGCACAGCAACUUCUGGAGCAAUCCCGCUCGCGCCAAAAACGGACCUGUACUCCAACAAUCCGCUGCUCCCAUGCGCCGUGUGCGCACGUCAAGUAGGCUCUAACAGGUACGCCAUGCAUCUGUCCAAGUGCCUGAAUGGAGGUAGUGGCAAGGCGAGCCAAAGGAGAAAGGUGGCGCUGGGCGCGAGUGUGAAAGAGUCGGCUGCCAGCGUAAAGCAGGCCAAGAAAGUGGCUAGCGCUCUGGAAGCUAGAAAGAGGGCGGGCGGACUAGGCAGCGCUUCGGGUACCCCUGCGCCCGGUGUCAGCGACAAUGAGAGCGAGCGGACUGGCGGCGGCGGCGCUUGGCUGAAUGGAAAUGGCAAAAGAGGUGCAAGUCCGAACGGCGCAGCAAGUUCCAAGAAGGCUAGAACGAGCAGCACGCCCCCGCUUAAUGGCUCGAAUGCUGUGGGCAUGUCGAGAACCUCUUCCAGCAAUCACCUUUCUGCAACACCCAUCUCUGGCUCUCCGCUCAACCCCAAAAAGUAUCAAAAGAAUGUCCUUUCUGGAUCUGGCGCUGAUGGAGCAUUUGCCAAGAGCUCUUCGCAUGGCAAGGCUGGGAGCGCUGCAACCAAGGCAGCGGGCACCACUCGUAAUCCGAGCGUCACCGAGGGCUAUGCGGACGCGGACGAGGGCAGCGCUAUAGAACAGGCCAACGACGACGACGAUGAUGACGAUGACGAGCCUCUGGCAGGCAACAAGAGCGCACCAGCUUUGCAGCUCGCCAACGGCAGCAAUUCUGCCAAAGUCAGACGAGCCGCCGAAUCGCUCUAUUCCGAUCGCGAUGGGCGUUCGCCCAGCGAGAGCCAGUCGGAAGAGGGCGUCGCGAGCGAGUACGAUGAGGAGGAGGAAGGUGCAAUGCUGCGCUCCGUCAAGCCCAACGCUCCAAAGAGCGCACAGUCCCGCUCCUACGAUAGCAGCGAGAGCGAUAGCGAUGCGCCCAUGCAGGAUCCCAAAUGGCAGUCCAAACAUGCUGCUGCUGCCAGCACCAGCGCUUCCAAUUAUGCCAAGGCCGCCCUCGUCAGAUCCAAAGGCAGCGACGGCGAGUUUAUAGACGUCGACUCGGCUUCGGAAAGCAGCGGUGAUGAUGACUCUUUCUAAAUCACGAGCAUAAAGGUUGCCCCCCUCCGCCCUCCACUUCCCGAACUGCGAAGCGAACUGACUGUCACGCACAUGCUCUCGAGAACAGAUCGUUUCGCAUGCUGUACUCUUCAUCUCCACGACCGCAGACUGCGCAUCAUCACA